ACAUCAAGCCGCUCCGUCUGUCGAGGGUCCUCCAGGAAUGCACUGUCGGGCUCUAUUCUGGCUGCAUGCUCUGGUGGCUGCAGCAUUCGCACAAACAAACCAGUCGCUUCCGCUCCUGCGAUUUGGGCUGUUGGCUCCACUUGCGAUCAACACCAUAAAUGCAACCUCGCUCACCGCCUAUUACGUGGGCUAUGUGGGGUUGGAAGUGGCUCUGAUGGAGGCAGGGAUGGCCGCCGCGGUCAACUAUGUCAACUCCAGAACCGAUAUACUCUCUGGAGCAGUAAGUUGAUGCUCCGGGCCAAGUGCGGUUCCGCGAUGGCUUCGACGCACGGGGUCCUCACUCUCUAAAGCAAGAGGAUGUAUCACUGACACUCGAGAUGUGGAAAAGUACAUUGUUUCCACGGCGGUUGAUUCAUUUGGGAGCGCCGGACAGGG
Molecule: messenger RNA, 435 nt
Organism: Polychytrium aggregatum
Lineage: Eukaryota; Fungi; Chytridiomycota; Chytridiomycetes; Polychytriales
Exons: 3
Source: RefSeq, a predicted model, not a curated record